UUACCGAGGGAGGGCUCUCCGGGGCCGGAUGGGACGAGAAGAGGAAGCAGCCGCGCCGGGAAAGCGCCGCGCUUCCUGGAGCUGCGCCUCCGCCCGUGCGCUCCUGUUGCGCGCCGGACGCAGAUGCAGGUGUCCCUCGUGCUGAGCUCUGAGCCGCUGCCCUGUGGGACCACCCAGCCCCCCCCCCCCGGCAGUUGGGGCUGCUCGUCUGCAUCCUGAAUUCCUCUGCCCAGUGUUCUCCCUGCCUCCCCGUUCUUCUGAGAGCACGAAGAGGAGUAUUUUUAGACGCUGGUGUGUUCGUCGGCUGAAGAUAAUCUGAAGCUCUUCUCCUGCAAGGGCGUAAAACUGUGGGAUGAACAACGCAACGCUUGCCAACGAGUUUUCUCCCCGCAGCAGCAUGUCUCCUGCCACGCUGCGCUUGGAUUUCCUCCCGUCGGCAGUGGCCUCCGGCCCCCUGGUCGUAGGCGACGGCUCCCAGCUGAGGGCCGAUCAGAACCACUCCCAAGACAGCCAGCAUCUCUUCCUGACCACAUCGGCGGCCAAGGUGAUCUCUGGCCUCUUUGUGUGGGCUGCCCUCGUCAUCACUUGCCACCAGAUCUUCUUGCACCUGAAAAGCUACACCAUCCCCAACGAGCAGCGCUACAUCAUCCGUAUCCUGUUCAUCGUGCCCAUCUACGCCUUCGACUCGUGGCUCAGCCUUUUGCUGAUAGGCAGCCACCAGUACUACGUGUAUUUUGACUCGGUGCGCGACUGCUACGAAGCCUUCGUAAUCUACAGCUUUUUGAGCCUUUGCUUUGAGUACCUUGGAGGGGAGAGCACCAUCAUGGCUGAAAUCAGAGGGAAACCCAUUGUGUCUAGCUGCCUCUAUGGAACGUGCUGUUUACAGGGGGUGUCCUAUUCGAUUGGAUUCCUCAGAUUCUGCAAGCAGGCAACGCUGCAGUUCUGCAUUGUGAAGCCCCUGAUGGCUAUCAUCACCAUCAUCCUGCAAGCCUUUGGGAAGUACAAUGACGGCGACUUCAACAUCCACAGUGGCUACCUCUACAUCACCAUUAUCUACAACUUCUCCGUCAGCCUGGCUCUCUAUGCUCUGUUCCUCUUCUAUUUCGCCACCAUGGAGCUCCUGCGACCCUUUGAGCCGGUCCUUAAAUUCCUCACCAUCAAGGCAGUCAUCUUCCUCUCUUUUUGGCAAGGGAUGUUGCUGGCUAUCCUGGAGAAAUGCGGGGUGAUCCCAGAGGUUCAGAUCAUCGAUGGGAACACGGUGGGAGCUGGGACGGUAGCAGCCGGCUACCAGAACUUCAUAAUCUGCAUCGAAAUGCUGUUUGCUGCCAUCGCCCUCCGAUACGCCUUCACCUGCCAGGUGUACAGGGAGAAGAAGGAGAGUGCGACAUCGAACCUUGCCCCGAUGCAGAGCAUCUCCAGUGGUCUGAAGGAGACCAUGAGCCCCCAGGACAUCGUCCAGGAUGCCAUUCACAACUUCUCCCCAGCGUACCAGCAGUACACACAGCAGUCCAUGCAAGAGGCUGGCUAUCCAGGGCAGAACGGGCACAUGGAGCCCAAAGCCGAUGGCCAACACAUCAAGAAGAGCAAGAACAUCGAGAAGAGGGUGCUGAUAACCUCUGACGACGAGCUAUAGUGCACGUCUCGCAGGUGGGAACCAUGGUGGGUUUUGUAGGAAAGACCUCCUUACCCACCUUCCAGCUCAGUUGCUGCGGACAGAACUGGACGUCAGAUGGGCUGGCCGAUGUGAGAGGAAAAUGGAGGCGUCGCCACCAAUCCCGUCAAUUGGCUAUUGCCUCAAGAAGGCUCAAAUACUUGGAAAGUUGGUUUCUCAUGCCCCUCCCACUUCUUAGCGUUUCCUCGGCCUUUGCACUCCAACCCAUUGUGUGAGCUUUUCCCUCCUGCUUUUGGGGAUGCGCCGUGAAGGCACAAAAUGGCGGCAUGUUCCGGAAAGUUCCAAGAGGUUCUGGAAGAUGGCUUAGAACGCCUCCAGCCUCUCUCUUGUUGGCUGAAGCAAAGAUAGUGUAGCGGGGACGACUUUUCUCAGUAGGACUCUGAGCGACAGCUCUGGGCCCAAGAUGGGAGUGGGUUGGGGACUGGCUUGGAAGAACGGGGAAAGGCCAGGAUUGCGGGACCAGAAGUAAUGGUUUUGAAUGAAAACUGUGCCCCAACAGCAAUACAGUCCAGGUUUGGUCCUGUGGGAAGGAAUGAAACUAACUGAAGCUGCGUUUGAAAGCAGUCUACAAAAUGGAUCCAGCUCAAGUCACAUGUGAAUUAAUAGGCAGAAAUCUGACAGAGGAGAGGACUUGGGGGGGGGGCAGCUGCAAUGGCUACAGCUGAAAGCAGAGGCAAGUGGGAACUCCUUAUAGAGCAAAUGAAGACUCCAAGGAAGCUUAAACAUUGCUAUUCCUAGUCUGUUCUUGGUGCUAAAGGAAAAACCUUUUU
Messenger RNA from Lacerta agilis (Sand lizard), 2442 nucleotides. It is a transcript of the gene TMEM184A, whose product is annotated as transmembrane protein 184A. The record is from RefSeq and is a predicted model, not a curated record. Bases 353 to 1633 code for a protein of 426 amino acids. The transcript is spliced from 10 exons. Gene Ontology annotation, molecular function: transporter activity. Gene Ontology annotation, cellular component: early endosome membrane. Gene Ontology annotation, biological process: transport. NCBI's taxonomy places the organism in Eukaryota, Metazoa, Chordata, Lepidosauria, Squamata, Lacertidae.